Anarrhichthys ocellatus (wolf-eel) is the source of this 7137-nucleotide messenger RNA. RefSeq names its product NT-3 growth factor receptor-like. The transcript is spliced from 6 exons. The record is from RefSeq and is a predicted model, not a curated record. Gene Ontology annotation, cellular component: plasma membrane; axon; signaling receptor complex. NCBI's taxonomy places the organism in Eukaryota, Metazoa, Chordata, Actinopteri, Perciformes, Anarhichadidae. Gene Ontology annotation, biological process: positive regulation of neuron projection development; multicellular organism development; positive regulation of kinase activity. The coding region runs from base 1 to 792 and encodes 263 amino acids. Gene Ontology annotation, molecular function: neurotrophin binding; transmembrane receptor protein tyrosine kinase activity; neurotrophin receptor activity.
AUGUUGUACAGGAAACUGCAAACACUGAAGGACCCCACUCUUGCAGCCAGGAAGGAUUUCCAGCGCGAGGCCGAGUUGCUGACCAACCUGCAGCACGAGCACAUAGUGAAGUUCUACGGGGUGUGCGUAGACGGAGACCCGCUCAUCAUGGUCUUUGAGUACAUGAAGCACGGGGAUCUCAAUAAGUUUCUCAGAGCCCACGGGCCAGACGCUAUGAUCCUGGUGGAUGGACAGCCUCUGCAGACCAAUGGGGAGCUGGGUCUGUCCCAGAUGCUUCACAUAGCCAGUCAGAUCGCAGCUGGGAUGAUCUACUUGGCGUCUCAACACUUUGUGCACCGCGAUCUGGCAACCAGGAACUGCCUGGUUGGGAAUGGACUUCUGGUGAAAAUAGGAGACUUUGGCAUGUCUAGAGACAUUUACAGCACAGAUUAUUACAGGGCAUCAAGGGUGGGAGGUCACACCAUGCUGCCUAUCCGCUGGAUGCCUCCAGAGAGCAUCAUGUACAGGAAGUUCACCACAGAGAGUGACGUUUGGAGCUUUGGAGUCAUCCUCUGGGAGAUCUUCACUUACGGCAAACAGCCGUGGUUCCAGCUCGCCAAUAAUGAGGUGAUAGAGUGCAUCACUCAGGGCAGGGUACUGGAGCGGCCCAGGCUCUGUCCCAAAGAAGUCUACGAUAUGAUGCUGGGCUGCUGGCAGAGGGAGCCGCAGCAGCGUCUUAACAUCAAAGACAUUCAGAAGAUAGUGUUCACUCUGAUGAAAGCCACGCCGGUCUAUCUGGACAUACUGGGAUAGGAAUGAAUAAGAGGGAAGAGGAAUUGGAUGCGUUUUGGGUUGGACUAGAUCUUCCCUGGAAUACAAAUGAGUAGACAGGAUUAGAAGGAAAUGGAUUGCCUUGGAGUGGAAGUCUGGCCUGGACUCACAGCAUAGUCUGAGAUGGAACCAUGUGGAUUGGAAUCAGAAAUGGAUUGUAUUGCAUCCAACUGCCUGACAUAUAAGUAUUGGGAUGAACAAACUAAAGUGGAGUAAAGUGUGUUUAACUGGAUUGGAAUGAACUGGAUUGCAUUGCAUCGCAUUAUAAUCAAAGGAAAUGUCUUGAACCUUACCUAAAGGGUUGAGCCGAGGCUUCUUAGGUCCAGUCUUGCUCCUUUUGUGAAUGAACACGUGACUAAAAGACUAUGAAGAUUGGAUUGCAUCAAAUUGGACUGAACUGGAUUUCCCUGAUUGUACUGCUCUGGUAUUGUUGAUUUUCUUAUCCGAAUGCUUUAGGUACCAUCAUGUCCUAUGUGAUCCCCAUUUCACUCUGUCUAAAUCAAAGCAGUUUUGGUUCUAUCUUGAUGAAGCCUUAUGUAGCCUGGUAGAAUCUGGCUGAAUUUGGCUCGAUUUAAAAAAUCCUGUCCUACGUUAUUUGACCUCACCAUAACAAGGAUUUCUCUGUGUCCCUUGGUAAGUCAGGCAAUGGUUCAACAUGGUUCAAAAACCCUAAAUUGGAGCCAUCUAAAUAGCUAGGCCUCAUUUGGCUUGUACUCUUGCCUGGUCCUCACACAGUAAACCAUACUUGACUUCUACUGUGGAAUGUAGAAGUUCAGAAGGUUGACCUGCACAGAGUAAUCUAAAGAAAGAGCUGUUAUUUUAAACAAAAAUGGAAGCUCUUGUGUUCCAAGAUAUCUUGCCCAGGCUUGUAUAUUUCUCUAUACCCUUACAGCAGUGCUUGGCCAGAUUGGACUCAAUGCCCCUCGUGUAGAACUUGAGUGUUUAUGGCAAACGUUUUGCAAGAUCUUCAUGACCCCCACAGUUCGGAAGUACUGUUAAGUAAAUCCGUGAGGGUGAAAAUUGGGGUGUGAGACAGGUGUUUGCUCCUAAUAAUCUUUGGUGGAUGGUUCCUAUUAAAACUGGAUAGAGGAACUUAAGUGCUGCAUCAUUUCAUUUUUUGAACCUCUGUUGGCAUGCCUACUCCUGACACUGGCAGCAUCCUUGUGGCUGCAACCGGAAUUGUCCAGAUACGAAAUCCAAAGAAAAAAGCUAAAAUGCUGACGAAGUAAAACACCACAUUCCAGACAUAAAUCUGUGAAAGAAGGACAAGGCAGUUCUUGCUAAACGUUGAUGGAAUGGACUGUUCAUUUGACAAUCUGUAGGACAGAUUUCAUUUUUUCAACACUGGUCAUUGAAACAGAGGAAGUGGGUCAACAAGAAAGAACAACAUGCAUAAAUCAAACAUGUCCUGUGCAGCAGCCGUUGUGUUCUUUAGUGCUAGUCCAAUGCUUCAGUGUUUUCAUCUGCCAAACCUUCAUAUAUACACCUUCUUUUCCUGGACUCACUGAGCUGUUCACUUUUGCAAGAGCCCAACCGGACCUUCCAAUCCUGAGCGUGGAAGUGUGGCCUGAGUGACUGUCUGUCGCCAUAAAGAUGGACCUAAGUGCCUCCUACUUCUUUCUAAACACUGGAAACAAAAAAAAGUCUUUCAAAAUAAGAGCACUUUUACAUUUUGUUUACUUGGUUAAAAAAUGUACACUAGCUGUGAACCUUCCUUGUUUUUCUUACAAACUUUCAGCACUCUAUGUAUUGCAAAAAAACCAACACAAAAACAAGAAUAAAAUGUUGAAAAUUAUACAGAAAAAAAAUGAACCCCUGGGAGGAAAAGCAAAAAUUAAGGCUUUUUUUUGUACCCUUUGCAGCUUGACAAGAACGUUGAACUACCCAAGGUAAAGUUACAUUUUCUGUUUUCAAGAAAGAAAAAAAUACAUAUUCUAUAUAUUUUUUAUUUAUUUUUUAUUUCAAAUCAAAGAGUGGACCUCUGCCAUGCUCCAAAGCCAUUCGAAAAUAUUCUGCCACUGGGUAGGACAGAACUGAUCGCCACAAAAAGACAAGCAAUUGGCUGGGAGGAAGCCUUCAAGGAUUACUUAAAAGAAGCCUUUUUGUGUUGUGUUGCAUACCUGGAUCCACUCUGACGUCAGCGACUAACAACUGCUGCUUGGCAACAGAAAGUCUGAACUGAAAGGAGAACAACGGAGCUACCAGUCAAUGAACACAAUCUUUUUAAAAAGAAUGUAUAUACUGUAAAUCUCUACGUCUUGAGAUAUGUUAACUUAUUUCCUUUUCUUGAGUUUGAUUAUUUUUAGCUUCUUGAUGUGUUGUUAUAUGGUUCAGUGAAAGCCAAUAGAUAUUUUGAUAAUCUUUCUUUCUAGUUGUAAUUACUGUUUAUUUACUUUAUUUAGUCAUACGAUGUCGUUUCAACAUUUUAACGAGAUAAUCUACAUUAAAAUCAUUUCUGUUCAUGAUUCUUUUAGUUGCUCAUUUGAUGGUAAUGUAUGAGUCAGGACAGUAGAAGAAAUAUGUUAAGUUAUUGGGCCGGUGUUUUGUUAAUCUGCUGAGAGUUCAAGUGCUUUUCUAGGAUCAAGGACAUUCUUAAAUUUUAAACAAACAGUUCAAUAUUUUGGGAUUUACUUUGUUUGCCAUUGACCACUCAGUCAGAAAUUUUUUAUUAAUUUUAUUUCUGCAUGUCCACGAAUGGUGUGUUUAGCCUAUUUAGGAUAAAUAGUGGAAGCUGGGGGAAACUGCUAGCCUAGCUCCCACAAAAUCUUUUAUCUUUUAUUUUGGGCAUUUUGGGAUCCUGUCUUUAAAAUGUAUUUGAGUUGCUGAUUCAGGUGAUUGAGAAACGUAAAACGUAAUGAUUUAAUACACCCAUUUACGGACAAUGGUCUAAUCUCACCAGUAUCGACAAAUCAGGGCAUGGGAUUGUUUGAUAUUCUGUCAAAGGCAAAAACAUUGGGCCAGUGAGCAAAGAAUGAGUUUGGUUUGGGUGUCUGAGGCCACGGAUUAGCUGGCACAAUCAAUACAAAUUGUAUCCGUCCAUGCUCAAUGACACCAACCAGCAAUUAAAAAGCAGUGCUCUAUCCAUUAACUUGACAAAUGGAACACAUACUAUGCUGUUGUUGAGUCAACUUAACAGCAAAAUGACAAGCCAUUGCUCAACUUUUGUCCUAAAUUAUAGCCAUAACUGUAUUAAUGUGUCAUCUGUGUCAGGGUAAAGAAUGGGUCACAAGGCUGAAAGAGACUAAGAAAGGGUUAGCAGGGUUUGAUAGCUGCUCCAGCUACAUGUAAGCCACUGUCAUACUAUUCAGUGUUGUUUGAUUGUCAUGUAACUGAUGUCAAUGUCUCAGAACUAGUCGCUCAAAAGCACCUUUGUUCUAAAAUAAUUUAACUCAAAAUUUUCACCUGACAUUAAAGUCGUAAUGGAGAUAAAAGGUUAUCGAGAUUGAGCAGAUGCAAACUUCAACAUGUUCUCAUUCCAAGUCAUCACUUUAUAACACAAUUGGGUAGCCCAGCACACAGUCGCAGUAAACACAUGGUUGACGUCAUGAUAUUAAACAAAAACCCUUGCUUAGGUUCAGGCAACUAAACCAGUUUGAUUUAGAAAAAUUCAUGGUUGUGAUUAAAAUUACUAAAUUGCCUAAAACGCAAACAACGUAACAAAAUUACGGGAAAACUUUCCAACACCAACACUGCUUUCCUGGUUGAAAGUCCUGUGUUUGUUUGUUCCUCCCGUCCCUUUGUGGCUUUUUCAGUCUUUAUACUACGCUAUCACACUCCCGGAGCAUUUUCUCAGAUCGUCUAAUAAUGAAGCGGUUGGGAUCAUAUUGUGGUUACUUGAAAGUCUGGUGCGUCUCAUACAGAUGCUGAAGGGGGCCUUAUGCGCCGUAUCAGACGUCGAGGGCCGUGACAAAGUAUCGGUAUUUGACACCCUGGGAAUCAGAACUGGCUGUUAUUAUAGCUAAAUCAGAUUCCAAGGCUUUUGUGUGCGGCCUCAUGUUUUACUAAUUUACACAUUCAUGUAGGAAUUACGACCCCAAUGCCAGGAAUAAAUAGGGCCAAAUUUAUCUUACAGCUUGUGUAAACCUCAUCCAGAGUGUAAACCUUCCCAGCCUCUUUCUUUCUAAGACCUUUCAAGAACUACUGUACGAUACCAUUGCUAGUUUAAUUAUGAGUGGCUGUUUUCUGAUUUAACUGUAACUAUAUUAAACGGCCAUAUUCCAUAAUUUAAUAAUUCCGAUUUAGCAGGGACAGGAAUCUCCUGCAACAACUCACAGCUUCUUGUCUUUUAUGCUACUGAAAAAUUCUGUUGGAGAAUGUAGAAUCACACAUGUGGUGGAUCAGUACGGUAUAUUGCAUCUUUCUCACUGUGAAUGUUUAUUCUGGAUGUCCUCUAGGAAGUCAGGUUUUUACUAAUGUCUAUUAGGUGCUGGGGAGAAGCACCUUUAUUCUAAUGUUUUUAGGUUUACAAUCAAUUGAGAGAAAAGUACACGGGCAGUGUUUGUAGUCCUAAGGGCCUUGCAUAAUGGUAGUUUAGCGUGUGCUCACACCCCUGGGGUCCGUCUCUCAAAGAUAUGUAAGGCAUACGUUAGACCGGCCUUCAUUGUGCUCUCAAGAUUAGACUGUGACGCAAAUACACCAGAAUUUGCCCACUGAAGUGUUUUUGCAAUUCAUAUAUAGAUAUUCACGGAAAAUCUUACAGUGGUUACUAUGUAAGUUCUUAUUUUUUGUCACAAACUCCAAGUCUUUUGAAUCAUAGCUGGCCUGUAAAGCCUCGGACAAACUUUCCAUUGCGCAUGCGGUUCCAUUCAUACUACAAUGUCAUUAGUUAUUUGGUUGUUCAAUUGUGGGGAACACCGGAUCUCUUCGCGCAACCUUACUUUAAAACAGGCAUCCGUUUUGUUAUCUUCUUCUUGGCAAACCAACUAGAGGUGCGUACCCCACCAGCUGCACUGGAGUGUGGAAUGAAACUGGAGUAUACACAGUAGGCGCACUUGCAAUGCGUACAGGCUAUUGGGCUCUGCGCGGACAUGGAGACUUGGAAAGUAUGAAUUGCCCAUAAGACUGCAUUGCAAAAUCCCAGUCGUGGUAUCACCCGCAAAUUGCAAGAUGAGGCAGCAACAGAGAGGAGCAUCUAAUCCUCAACCUCCAAUUGAAUCACACUCCUAUCGGCAAUGGCAUUUCUCCUAGUCAAGAUUGUAUUCAAGUCAGAUAGCUACCCACAAUAAUAUUCUUACUAGUAGAAGUUGCAUUUGAAGAUAUCCACAACUUUGAUUGUUCCAGUCAAAACUAAAUUCAAGAUAUCUUUAAAUCCUAAAAGAGUAUAAGUGGCCGUUUUAAAAUGUAAUAGUUCGACUGGAUAUAUAUUGCAGAUAUCUGUAAUUUCAUUCUUUCUUUCUUUAAAAUACAACAUUCAUUUAUCCUCAAAUAUAUUUUUGAUAACAGUCUGGAUAUCUGCAAUAUAAUUCUGAGUAGGAAUACCUUCAAUAUCUACAAUCCAAUUGUUACUAGUCAUAACUAAAGUGAGCCAUUUUGGCCUAUUAUCUUUUUGGAAACCCAGAAGACACAUCCACAAUGCAUUUUUUGUCACGACAAUUUUGGAUAUCCGUAAUGAUAUUUUGUUGGGGUUUUUUCCUAGUAGGAAUUCUGUUGCAAAUAUCCAAAGUUUUUCAAAGACAGAAUGAAGUUGUGGAUAUCUGAAAUAAAAAUUGUGGUUAAGAAGAAUGUUACUGUGGACAUCUGAUCUGAAUCAAGGAUAUCUGCAAUACAUAUUCAGUCUAGCUAUUAAAUGGUAAAAUGACUUGCCUUAUUCAAACUCUGAAAUAUUCUUUACUGACUCAUCACACUGCUAAAUGUGUCCUGUAUGGUCACAGCUUAAAGCUUUCAUUGAGAGUCUCAGUUGGCAUUAGGGGCAUUAAUUGUGUUUCGUGUCACUCUAUUGGCUCAUGACAUCAUAUUUAUAGUACUUUAUUUUGAGCAUUACUUUUUUUCUCCAUGGUAUUUAAUCAAUCUUACUCAUGUACUCUUUCAUCCCCGCUUUCCUUGCAUCAUGUUUCUCAUACAAAGUAUUUAAGCAGAAUAUGUUAAAGCUAUCAUUACUCAAUAAUAAGUCAGUGUCCUCUCUCUCUCUCUCUCUCUCCCUCCCUCUCCCUCUCUCUCUCCCUCUCUCUAAAGUGUUGUAUAUCUGUGUCUCCAUACUAUCAUUUAUAACUAUGUAUUAGAAUCAUUUGAAAACGUGUAUAAUGUCUUUUUAAAAAGCUGAGAUGUGGUGAACUUUUAAGGUGGCUCUGUGAAUGAUUCUGACUCAUUAAAAGUUACUUCAUCCUUGAA